Messenger RNA from Rattus rattus (black rat), 1976 nucleotides. RefSeq names its product JNK1/MAPK8 associated membrane protein (gene Jkamp). Lineage: Eukaryota; Metazoa; Chordata; Mammalia; Rodentia; Muridae. The coding region runs from base 336 to 1271 and encodes 311 amino acids. The transcript is spliced from 7 exons. The record is from RefSeq and is a predicted model, not a curated record. Gene Ontology annotation, biological process: response to unfolded protein. Gene Ontology annotation, molecular function: ubiquitin protein ligase binding. Gene Ontology annotation, cellular component: membrane.
ACAGAUUGUAGGCUGGUCCGGGACGAGUCUUGAGUCUGGACCCGGAAAAGGUGGAGCCUCGGAGCUCAAACCCGGAAGCGAGAGAGAGCCUAGAUUAGGAAACUAGGUUUCUGGGAAUCCUAGGCCUGGAAGUCCGCCGCGUGCCAUCCCUUACACCCCUAGUGGGGGAGGCGGUGGUGGGGCGGGACUCGGAGCUUAAUGUAGCAGAGGCGGGGUUCCAGAGCGAUUGCCAGGCUCUCGGGAGGGGGAGCGGCUGGAGCGCUGUGGCCCGGAUGUUCGGGCGCUGUGUUUGGACCGGCUGAUUCCCGGCUUCUCUGGGGAACCUAGUGUGGCCAAUGGCUGUCGAUAUCCAGCCAGCAUGCCUUGGACUCUACUGUGGGAAGACCCUAUUAUUUAAAAAUGGCUCAAAUGAAAUCUACGGAGAGUGCGGGGUAUGCCCAAGAGGACAGAGGACAAAUGCACAGAAAUACUGCCAGCCUUGCACAGAGUCUCCGGAACUUUAUGACUGGCUCUACCUUGGAUUUAUGGCUAUGCUUCCACUCGUUUUGCACUGGUUCUUCAUUGAAUGGUACUCGGGGAAAAAGAGCUCCAGUGCCCUUUUCCAGCACAUCACCGCGCUGUUUGAAUGCACCAUGGCAGCCAUCAUCACCUUGCUCGUGAGCGACCCUGUGGGCGUCCUCUACAUCCGCUCCUGCCGCGUACUGAUGCUUUCUGAUUGGUACACGAUGCUUUACAACCCAAGUCCAGAUUAUGUCACCACGGUGCACUGCACUCACGAAGCCGUCUACCCACUAUACACCAUCGUGUUUGUUUACUACGCCUUCUGCUUGGUGUUAAUGAUGCUGCUCCGGCCUCUCCUGGUGAAGAAGAUCGCAUGCGGACUCGGCAAGUCUGACCGGUUCAAAAGCAUUUAUGCCGCACUUUACUUCUUUCCCAUUUUAACCGUGCUGCAGGCGGUUGGUGGGGGCCUCCUAUAUUACGCCUUCCCAUACAUUAUAUUAGUGUUGUCUCUGGUCACCCUGGCUGUGUACAUGUCUGCUUCUGAAAUAGAGAACUGCUAUGAUCUUCUGGUCAGGAAGAAAAGACUUAUCGUUCUCUUCAGCCACUGGCUACUGCACGCCUAUGGAAUUGUCUCCAUCUCCAGAGUGGACAGGCUCGAACACGACCUACCGCUUUUGGCUUUGGUACCGACACCAGCUCUGUUUUACUUGUUCACUGCAAAAUUUACCGAACCAUCACGGAUACUCUCAGAAGGGGCCAAUGGACACUGAAUAUAAUAAAAUGCCAAAAAAAACCCAAAACCAAAAAAAAUCCCCAAAAGUAUUCUUAAUUACAAACAAGUAAAGAAGAAUUUAAAAUGUAUUAAUAGCAUUCUUUCACACAUGGGAAGAAGAUUGUCCAGCUAGUAUAUGCUUGGGUUUUAUCUUUUGACUUAUCGGACCUGGGGUCUGACUUGGAAAUCACAUGACCUCAUGUUACUGUACUGCAUGUACCUUACCUAUUGCACCGGAAGCCCAGGCAGACAGUUGUAAUUGCUCCGCCAUGUUUCUGAAUAUCUGUGCUAAUGGUGUCUCUUCUGCUUUUGUGACAAACCCUUCAGAAGUCUAUUGGAACCCCCUGGCUGUGGUAUCGUUCUGCCUUCUGCCCUCUGUGCAUUUGGCUCUUUACCUAGAAGGAACUGCAAAGGCAGAUGUGCUCGUGGAAUGUGACGGCAAAAACAGAACAAGGGAUGUCUUUGUCAAUGUCUAUUUAUUUUCACCAAUACAGUGUUUUAGUAAUAUUAUAAAAAUAAAGCAUAAUUUAUAUAACAGACUUCCUGUUUAGAGACAGUUUGGUUGAAGACUUGUUCAGAUGCUUGUUCCUGUAAAGAAGAAAACAGUAAGGAGUCUAACUGUAAAAUAACUCAAUGUUCUUUCUGAGCAUUCUUUCUCAGUACAGCGAUUAUGGAAGUGAUUAAAAGUGUUAAGAAAGAGUCA